CAAUAAACUUAUAUCUGAAAAUUUAUUUUUUAAGAUUUUUAGAAAAGUAGUAAAUCACCCAGAGAAGAAUAUUGCUUAGUAUUUGACAUGGCAACUGUGGUAGCUAAUCCACCGAAAAAGACUAACAAUUCUAAUAAUCAAGCACCAACUGCCGUUCGUAAAAAGUCUGGACCAAAAUUUGAACUUUCUGAAGAACAGAAAAGGGAUAUUAAAGAAGCAUUUGAUCUAUUUGAUACUGAAAAUACUGGUAAAAUCGACACUAAAGAAUUAAAAGUAGCUAUACGCGCUCUAGGAUUUGAGCCAAAGAAAGAGGAAAUAAAAAAAAUGAUUGCAGAAAUAGAUAAAGGUGAUGGAAAAGUCUCGUUUGAUGAUUUUUUAGAUUUAAUGACAGUUAAAAUGGCUGAAAAAGAUACAAAGGAGGAAAUAAUGAAGGCAUUCAAACUUUUUGAUGAUGAUGAAACAGGAAAAAUAUCCUUUAAAAACCUAAAAAGAGUUGCAAAAGAAUUAGGUGAAAAUUUAACUGACGAAGAACUUCAUGAAAUGAUAGAUGAGGCAGACCGGGAUGGUGAUGGCGAAAUAAAUCAGGAAGAAUUUUUACGCAUUAUGAAGAAAACUAGUCUAUAUUAGGUGUAGUAUUUUUAUGAAAGUGCACAAAAGCUUUUAGUUUUUAUGUGGCAGAUACUAUGUAUACUGUAAAUAAGGUUCCUUACCAACCAUUUGUUAAGUUAAAAUGUGUAGGUAGUGUAAUGUGUUGUUUUAAAAAUACGAAGUUAAUAUUCAGAAUGGAACUCAAUGAGCUCAAUAAAAAACUAUGAAGGUAGCUCUAAAAUAUAAAGUUAAACAAUAGACUAAAAAAUUUCUUAAUUAUAUUUCCAAAUGCGUAUAUUACAUCUCUCAAUCGAUGUAGUCAACCUCAAUUUAAGACUGCUGUUAAUUCUGUUACACAAUUUAUAUUUUUAAGAUAGUCUAUUUAUCUUUGUAUACUUCUAAUUGCUUGUUAUUCUGGUAAUCCUAGUAUUAUACUUAUUUCUUGGUAGGAUAAAGAAGACUUCGUGGAUUGGCUUAUGCAAGUAGGUUCAAAAGUUUUAAGUUACAUAAUAAAAUAGGCCUUAAUAUCCAUUUAUGAUUUUUAAAUAGAAGUUGACUUUACACUACUUUUUAGUGUAAUCAGUCUCCCAGCAAAUAAUCUUGGUCUAAUUGAUAAAUCUGUCUUGUACUUAAAUAUUAGUGAUUUCUCAUUUAUAAAAACAUUAAAAAUAUUUGUGUGUCAAUUUCCUUUUUAUAAACAUUAGGAAUUACAUCACAUGUGUCUUUUAUUCAGUAUUAUUUGCACAAUUAUUAUUUAAGGUUAGUUAAGACUUUGCCUAAUAAAAACAUAUAUUCUAAAAUAUCUUUGUUUAUGUACAAAAACUAAGGUCACAUAAGUUAUCUUUGCAAUGAUAGCAGCAAACUAACAAUGGUUCUAUAAUUUUUGAAUACAUAUUUAGAUCUGAUAAUAUUUUCUAUGUCUACUGAAUUUAGUUUUGGAUUCUGUAUAAAAUAUUGGAUAUUAAAUGUUUAUGAAAUUAUCAGUGUUUUAG
This is a messenger RNA of Pieris brassicae (large cabbage white), 1580 nucleotides long. Its product is annotated as caltractin-like. Gene Ontology annotation, molecular function: calcium ion binding. The transcript has 3 exons. The coding region runs from base 88 to 627 and encodes 179 amino acids. Gene Ontology annotation, biological process: centriole replication; mitotic cell cycle. NCBI's taxonomy places the organism in Eukaryota, Metazoa, Arthropoda, Insecta, Lepidoptera, Pieridae. The record is from RefSeq and is a predicted model, not a curated record. Gene Ontology annotation, cellular component: centrosome; centriole.